UCGGUGGUAUUCUUUUUUGUAGGCUCAGCUCCGUAACGCUUGUUGUUUGGAUGUUUAGCUAUCUGGUUGACGUAAGAUGCUCAUCUUCUAGAUUGGGCACGCUUUGGAGCAUGGCUGGAUAGUGUUUUCGCAUAUUUGGCGAUCCUGAGAUCAAUUUUGAUUUGGACCAACUGCAACAAAAGGUUUCACUCUUGUGCUGAGAAGCGUCAACCCUGAGAACUCCAUUCUGUGGGUUGACGUUGACAUUUUUGCAAAAGGAAACCCUGCUGUAGCUCUGCAGCCUCUGCUGGUGUCAGUGUUGUGCUUCAGCCUGGGGCAGCAGUUCUGGGGGUAUCGGGGCAGGCUCUGCUGGUGUCAGUGUGCUUCAGCCUGGGGCAGCAGUUCUGGGGGUAUCGGGGCAGGCUCUGCUGGUGUCAGUGUGCUUCAGCCUGGGGCAGCAGUUCUGGGGGUAUCGGGGCAGGCUCUGCUGGUGUCGGUGUGCUUCAGCCUGGGGCAGCAGUUCUGGGGGUAUCGGGGCAGGCUCUGCUGGUGUCAGUGUGCUUCAGCCUGGGGCAGCAGUUCUGGUAUCGGGGCAGGCUCUGGCAUGUCUAGAGUAUCGGGGGGGUGUGCCUGAGCCCUCGCUGACAGACAGACGGACAGACGGACAUGCCUCUGGGUCUCGGCCGCAGGAAGAAGGCUGCGGCGCUGGUGGAGAAUGAGGAGGCGGAGCCUGUGCGGGCGGGGCUGGCGCUGGGGGGCGGGGCCGGGGCUCCGGAGGCGGAGCUGCAGGGUCUGCCCCCCCCGCCCCCCAGCCUGCGGCCGCGGCUCGUCUUCCACACGCAGCUGGCGCACGGCAGCCCGACCGGGCGCAUCGAAGGAUUCGGCAACGUGCGGCAGCUCUACGCCAAGAUCGGAGACGCCUUCGCCAUCCCGCCAACUGAGGUGAUGUUCUGCACGCUGAACACCCAUAAGGUGGACAUGGAGAAGCUGCUGGGGGGGCAGAUUGGGCUGGAGGACUUCAUCUUCGCCCACGUGAAGGGGCAGCGGAAGGAGGUGGAGGUGUUUAAGGGCGAAGACGCGCUUGGCCUGACCAUCACCGACAAUGGAGCCGGAUACGCCUUCAUCAAGAGAAUACGUGACGGGAGCAUCAUGGACCGAAUCCAGGUCAUAAAUGUAGGGGACAUGAUUGAGUCCAUCAAUGGGCACGUUCUGAUUGGCUGCCGACACUAUGAGGUCGCCAAGAUGCUGAAGGAGCUGCCCAAGGGGCGGGACUUCUGCCUGAAACUGGUGGAGCCACUGAAGGCCUUCGAUAUGAUCGGGCAGCGUGGUGCGGGCCGCUCUGUUUCGGGGGCUCAGUUGGGAACAGGACGGGGGACGUUACGCCUGCGAGCCAAAGGCCCCGCCACCGUGCAGGAGCUGCCAUCUGCGUUUGAGGAGAAGGCCAUUGAGAAAGUGGAUGACCUGCUGGAGAACUACAUGGGAAUCCGAGACAGUGAACUAGCUGCCUCCAUGGUGGAGUUGGGCAGGGACAAGCAGAACCCAGAUGAGUUCUCAGAGGCUCUGGAUGAGACCUUGGGGGACUUUGCGUUCCCUGACGAAUUUGUGUUCGACGUCUGGGGCGCCAUCGGAGACGCCAGGUGUGCUGACCUGCACUACACUGCCAGGCUGUUACCAUGGAGACCAAGCCACCAGAUACCCAGAACGCACUGCUCUCUUCUCAAAGCGCUGCACCACACGCCAGGACAUGAUGUUUCUUCUUAAAGGCAUACUAUGCAGGAUUACAAAACAUGCUCAGCCAUUACUGUGUUCACUUCUGCCCAAUACCUUGCUUGUUUACUUGUAUUUGUUCUUCUCAAAACUCCUCUGGACCUCUUCUGGGCAUGGCCCUUUUUAUUUCUGUGCUGUAUCUGAAAAGCAUGAGUCCAAUGCACUGAACUCAUACGCUCUAUGGUCCAAUACACUGAACUCAUACGCUCUAUGGUCCAUUGCACUGAACUCAUACACGCUAUGGUCCAUCACACUGAACUCAUACACGCUAUGGUCCAUUACACUGAACUCAUACACUCUAUGGUCCAUCACACUGAACUCAUACGCUCUAUGGUCCAAUACACUGAACUCAUACGCUCUAUGGUCCAUUGCACUGAACUCAUACACGCUAUGGUCCAUCACACUGAACUCAUACACUCUAUGGUCCAUCACACUGAACUCAUACGCUCUAUGGUCCAUUGCACUGAACUCAUACACGCUAUGGUCCAUCACACUGAACUCAUACACGCUAUGGUCCAUUACACUGAACUCAUACACUCUAUGGUCCAUCACACUGAACUUAUACGCUCUAUGGUCCAUCACACUGAACUCAUACGCUCUAUGGUCCAUUACACUGAACUCAUAUGCUCUAUGGUCCAAUAGAAGGAGGACAAGAGGGAGGCCUGCAAGUGGCAGGCCAGUGUUCGCUAACAGUAGGUAGCUGUUGUUAUAAUAAUAAUAAUAAUAAUAAUACAUUUUAUUUGUAUUGCACUUUAUAUAUAUAUUUUUAAAUCUCAAAGUGCUGCAGAUGAAAAAGCAGAAGUGCUAAAAAAGAAAUACAAAACAUGAGAAAAAAUUUUAAAAUCUAGCAGAAGGCUCUAGAAAAAAGGUAGGUUUUUUUUUAUAAGCUAACUAAAUUCCGUUUUGUACGUCAGCUGGCGGCUGAAUGUGGCUAUUCCGUGUUUUUUCAUUGACGCAAUUGCAGUAACUUAGCUAACUAUAGGCUAGCUACUAACUAUAAAUACAAACAUGAGUAACGUCUGUUAAAUCGCUAGCUCAAUUGCUUGUGUAGAAAGCGAUUUUAUGAGUCAUUCGAUGGCGGUUUGAUAAGUGAACUCAUUGCUAUCACAGCUAUCACAUUGUAGUCUGCAGCGGUCAGAAUAAUCUUGGGGGUGUAGGUAGGCAGGGGUGAGAGUGCGGGUGUAGAUGGGAAGCAAUAUCCUGCAUAGUAUGCUUUUAGGGUUGGGACCACUGAUCUGCCCAUGGGCUGAACCUUCUGUGUGACUUUCCUUAAUGGAAACAGCAGUACAGUCAAACAGAGGUACAGUCAAACAGACCUACAGUCAAACAGCCCUACAGUCAAACAGGCCUACACUCAAACAGCAGUACAGUCAAACAGCCCUACAGUCAAACAGCCCUACAGUCAAACAGCCCUACAGUCAAACAGCCCUACAGUCAAACAGCAGUACAGUCAAACAGAGGUACAGUCAAACAGCGCUACACUCAAACAGUCCUACAGUCAAACAGCCCUACACUCAAACAGUCCUACAGUCAAACAGUGUGACAGUCAAACAGCCCUACAGUCAAACAGCGCUACAGUCAAACAGCGCUACCGUCAAACAGCAGUACAGUCAAACAGAGGUACAGUCAAACAGGCCUACACUCAAACAGCCCUACAGUCAAACAGCCCUACAGUCAAACAGCCCUACAGUCAAACAGCCCUACAGUCAAACAGCAGUACAGUCAAACAGCGCUACCGUCAAACAGCAGUACAGUCAAACAGCGCUACACUCAAACAGCCCUACAGUCAAACAGCCCUACAGUCAAACAGUGUGACAGUCAAACAGCCCUACAGUCAAACAGAGGUACAGUCAAACAGGCCUACACUCAAACAGUCCUACAGUCAAACAGCCCUACAGUCAAACAGCAGUACAGUCAAACAGAGGUACAGUCAAACAGCGCUACACUCAAACAGCCCUACAGUCAAACAGUCCUACACUCAAACAGCCCUACAGUCAAACAGUGUGACAGUCAAACAGCCCUACAGUCAAACAGUAUUACAAUCCAACUAUAUUAAAGGUGGAAGGUUGUAGAGUUGUGCAUGUAAUGAGCAUUUUUACAUGGGUUUAAAAUGAUACAUUUAGUUUUAUAACUUUGUGGUUAUGUCAGUUGAAUGCUGUUAAACAGUAUUAGUUAAAUAUGAUGUUAUUAAUCACUGUUAAACUGAAAGUGUCAGGUAUAAUUUAAAGUCUCUGUUACACUGAGUGAUUCCCAUAGUAAUAAUGAUGUAAAUAACCAUGUUUAUACACUGUAGCUGCUGUGUAAUACAUUCUUUCUGAAAUGAAGGAGAAAGGGUGUCUGAUAUUUGGCACUGAAAUAAAGUUACUGUCUUUCUGA
Messenger RNA from Conger conger (European conger), 4122 nucleotides. RefSeq names its product PDZ domain-containing protein GIPC1-like. Lineage: Eukaryota; Metazoa; Chordata; Actinopteri; Anguilliformes; Congridae. The coding region runs from base 646 to 1740 and encodes 364 amino acids. The record is from RefSeq and is a predicted model, not a curated record. Gene Ontology annotation, molecular function: protein binding. The transcript is spliced from 8 exons.